AUGGCAGCUGCGCGGCUGCAGAGAGGCUCCUGCUGCAGCCUAGGCGGCGGCUGGAUACAGGAUCCUGUAGGGGGCGGCGUGGGAGAGAGGUCCGCUUGCGACCUAAGGCCAAACCCUCAGGAGUCCUGUCUUCAGGACUUGCUUGAGCCGACUUCCACCGAUGGAGGGAGAGCACGAGGGAGCCUGCUGGGGUCUCAGGACUCCUCUUUGAAUCACAUCUUGGACCCCUCCGGGACAAUGAGCUCCUGUGGGGCUUUUGUCCUUGGCUGCAGUGCGGUCAUCUUGAUCCUAAAAAAGAGGCCACUCAGGAUGGGGAUGAGAUUUCAAUUGCACCAGGACCGACGCAUCUCCUCACGCGGUCGAAGCCUUCACACAGCCAAAGUGGUACCUGGGCGAAAACGAUUGACAGCCGGCCACAGGACCCAGGCAGAGAUGCAGAAAGAGGCUUACCAAAGACAGGCCGACAUGCGAGAGAUCGCUUUGUGGUGCGCAGGGCAUAUUCGUCCAAAGACACACUCGCACACAGGACACACACAAACGGACAGAGAGAGGGAAAGAAACACACAGACAGUGAGAGACACAGAGAGAAGAGAGAAUGGGAGACACACACACGCGCGCACACACACACACAAACACACACACACAGAGUCAUACAGCAGUGGCACAGAAACACACUCCCCCAGGCAACCCCUGAGGCUGCUGGGUUCUGCUCCGGAUGAGAACGACCCUCGGCUGAGAGAGCAGCCCAGGGGCACGCAGGCCGACCUGUCCUUGAGAUUCCGGGGCAUGACUUUUGGGGAGACUCAUCCGAACACCGUCCGGGCAGGCCUGAAGCUGGGAUGCCUUGCUGUUUCCCCUGAAUCCGCCCGUGGUCUCGUCAUCCUGGUCGGCCCUUUGCGACUCCUGGCAUUUGGAGACGUUCCUGUCGAUCCCGUGGAGAGGUCAGCCGACACCGCCUUCCAGGACACGUGCAAAUACAGAGGCGAUUCUGAAGUGAGGCCAAUGCGAUCAAGCGUGGCACUGGCGUAUGCCAGAGCAGAUAGUGUGAAUGUGUGUCACCGGAGGCAUAUGGGGCAACAGCGAAACCAACAAUGGUGUCCAGGCAUGUGUCCGGUGGAAGGGGGAUCAAGUGACCUUUCCAUCAAUGCCAAGGAAAAUCAAAGAACACAUGGGAACCAGGAGAGGGCCUAUGCCUGA
Molecule: messenger RNA, 1197 nt
Organism: Pongo pygmaeus (Bornean orangutan)
Lineage: Eukaryota; Metazoa; Chordata; Mammalia; Primates; Hominidae
Product: protein FAM27D1
Source: RefSeq, a predicted model, not a curated record